GGGGGGUCCCAUACUUUCGGGACACCCUGUAUUAUAAAAUAUUAUACGUAUAUUUAGCAUUAAAGUAAAAGUGAAAAUAACGGGUCACUCAUUCAUAAGAAGGAUGAUCCAAAGUCAGCAACAUUAUUUAGCUUUCCACAAGCUAAAGGUAGACCAGGUGGUCUGCCUCUGUACGGAGAAGAGUGGUGGUACGAUCUAUCAAGUAAAAGCACUGCUCAGAGACAGUAAGCGUAAAGACUCGCAGAUACUCAUCCUUCAACUGGGAGAAAAUGACAUCAAAAAGGACACUAACCCAAAAGAAAUAGCCAGAAAACUAAUUUCCCUAGCCUAUUCAUAUCUUGACGAUCAUCCUCAUUGCAAAAAAGUUUACAUUGGCCAGUUACUAAAAAGACAUUUCGCAAAACAUAACAAAUAUAUCAAUACACUACAACAAUCCCUUGAGUUCAACAUUAACAUCGCAGCAACCAACCAUCACAUUCAAAAAUCCUUAAAACGCCUUCAAGACAAUAGAAUCACUUAUUUUCAUCACAAGGAUAUGAAUGACCACAGACAUCAACAUGAAGAAAUAGUCAAUCUCCCAAAAGACCCCAUACAUCUCAACAAAACUGGCGAAAAACGUUUGGCUAGAUCAUGGAGGGGGAUGCUCCUUAACUUCCUUAAAGAAGAAAAGGAGGGUAGGAAUAUAAGGAUAGAAUUUAGUAGUUGA
Owenia fusiformis is the source of this 706-nucleotide messenger RNA. The record is from the annotation of a GenBank genome assembly. NCBI's taxonomy places the organism in Eukaryota, Metazoa, Annelida, Polychaeta, Sabellida, Oweniidae.